This is a messenger RNA of Benincasa hispida (wax gourd), 996 nucleotides long. The record is from RefSeq and is a predicted model, not a curated record. Lineage: Eukaryota; Viridiplantae; Streptophyta; Magnoliopsida; Cucurbitales; Cucurbitaceae.
AUGUCAGUGGCAGAAUACAAGCAGAAAUUUACAGAAUUAUCACAGUAUGCUCUGCCGAUUAUUGCUGAGGAAAGAGAUAUAUGUAGGAAGUUUGAGCAAGGAUUGAGGAAAGAGAUUAGAACUCCGGUGACAUCUACGGCUAAUUGGGAUCUAGAAAGAGGAUCAAGACCCAAGGCCAUUGCAGUCAGCCGACCAGAGAUGCCACGAGCUGGUGAGUCUGUAGCCAGUACAGAUAGGAAACUAAUGUGCCCUAGUUAUGGCAAGAGGCAUCUUGGAGUGUGCUAUAGUGUAAGAGGGGUAUGUUUCCAAUGUAGUCAAGCAAAGCAUUUGAAGAGAGAUUGUCCCCAGGUGAACAAGGAAGCCCCAACAACACAGGUUAACCAAUCGAAGGGCACUGGAAAUCAAGGUAAAGGAUCAAGUGGUGCCAAGCAGAAGGGUGUCGUAGGUCGACCCCAACAGAAAGGGCGAGUACAGUUUGCUUAUGUUUUAUUCGACCCUGGUGCCACACAUUCAUUUAUAUCUAGCAUGUUUGCAUCUAGUAUAGAUAGGUUGUCUGAGCCUAUGUCUGAAGAGUUAUAUAUCUCUACCCCUAUAGGAGAUGAUUUUUAUGUUGAUUUACUUCCCUUGGAUUUGUUAGAGUUUGAUGCCAUCCUAGGGAUGGAUUUCCUAAGUAAAUAUCGUGCCUUAGUGGACUGUUACAAGAAAGAGGUCGUGUUCAGGAGAUCAAACAGCCAGGACGUAAUCCUGGUAGGAAGCAAAAGAUUAACUGUAGGAAGUAUGAUAUCAGCAGUGAAAGCUAAGAAGCUACUGAGCAAGGGAUGUAAGGCUUAUUGGGCUCAUGUUGUGAUUGCUCAUGAGAAAAAGCUGAAACCAGAAGAUGUUUUAGUGGUAAAUGAGUUCCUAGAUGUAUUUCUUGAGGAAUUAUCGAGAUUGCCACCCGAUAGAGAAUUGGAGUUCACUAUUGACUUAAUUCCAGGAACAACUCUCAUAUCAUAG